Messenger RNA from Leptinotarsa decemlineata (Colorado potato beetle), 1847 nucleotides. RefSeq lists its product as uncharacterized. Lineage: Eukaryota; Metazoa; Arthropoda; Insecta; Coleoptera; Chrysomelidae. Gene Ontology annotation, cellular component: ciliary basal body; ciliary rootlet; cilium. Gene Ontology annotation, biological process: outer dynein arm assembly; cilium movement. The record is from RefSeq and is a predicted model, not a curated record.
UGCAGUCAACAUGCUCUGUUGACAGAUUCAAAAGUCAAAUUCAUUUUGAACUUCAAUCUACUUGUAUUUUAUUUUCAUUAUUCAAUGCAAUUAAUUCCCAAAAAUGAAUAGCACAAAUAUGCUGUCGGCAAAUAAAGUAAAAUUGCAUGGUAUGACGUCAACAAAAUGGACCACAAAAGAUAAAAUUACCCAAUACAAGGGUUUAAUAAAUUUAUACACUAGGGAUAAGAAAAUAAUUGAGAUGGACAAUGUUAUUGCAAAGAAAAAACAAAUUAAGGAGUUGAAGGCUUUACAGAAGGAUAUAGAAAAUAACAGGAGGGACUUGGAUAAUGCUAUCAGAGGAGACAAGCAAAAACUACGGAAUACGUUAGCCGAACAUCGAGAAAUGCAACUAGCAUUUCAAAACGCCCAGCCACAGAAAGUUAUAGAUAUGGUACAUCAGGUUAAUUUCACAAAGAGGAAAACAAGAGAUCGUUUGAAAUAUAGAAUGAAACUGAAGUCUGAUAAGUUGAUUGAAUUCAAGCUGAAAUAUGCUUUAUAUGAGGACAGACUGAAAUAUGAUGGAUUAACUUGGCAAACAAUGUUACCAUCCGAAAGGCAAGCUCAUUUGAUAACGGGUAAAGUGCAAGAUGCUAUACUAAAAAAAGAAGCUGCAAUAUAUAUUCGGAAUUCAUACAAGGAAAUGAUAGCAAUUAUGAAAAGGGAUGCACUGUAUUUUGAUGCUAUUUUGGUGUCAAUACGCAAUGAUGGAUUGAGCCAGGGAAAAUGUAUGAUAAAAGCUACUAGAAUGGGUCAGUUGGGAACAGAAUACUUGGAUGAUAGAAGGCAAGAAUACCAAUUCCUUGAGACGAUCGUCAAAAAAGAUAUGGUGCGACGCAAGAAGGAUUUGACAGUGGUGUCGGAGAAUGUCAAGAGUUUUUCACAAAAUUUGAAGAAUUUGUUAAGACGUGAUAGUGACAUAAACUUAGGAAUAGUGGAACUAGAAGAAUCUCCUAGUUUUAACUUGUUACAAGGCGAAAUAGAGGCAAUUGAGAAUACACUGAUUAUGCUAAAAGAUGCAAUCUUCACCCCCUCUAUCGAUUCGAUUUACCCUUGCAUUAAAGAGCAACUUCGACAGAAAAAUAGGCUCACAGAAUUUGUCGAGAAAUGCGAAAAAAAUCGGGAAGAUUUGAAGAAAAAGACGGCUCAUGCUGCUAUUAUACACUCAGAACUAGCAAAUACAAUGAUUGAUACCACACACCAAUAUAUUGCAGAAAAACAGCAAUUAGCUAUGAAUACAGAAGAACAAAUUCAGAAAGGAAAACAAAUCCAGAUUUUAAUUGACAAUAGAUAUAACUUACUGGCUAAAGUGAGAAUCUCUUUGAAACAACUACAGUAUUUAUCAAGACUGCUAUAUACAGGACUGGCUGUCAAAUCCGGUAUUACAAUUAUAUCUAAAAAGGGAGAGGAAUUGGUGAAACCAGAUGAAGAUGAGAUCGAUGGUACCAAGAUCAUUCCAGAACUUAUAACAAAACUCUCAAAACUAGUUGCAUACUCUAAAGAAAUAAUUUCUGGUACCACGAUGGAAGAAGGUUUCAAAAUGUUCGAAGCGAUGAUGCACGACAGAAGCAGACCCCUACAUAUUGAUGCAGUUAUAAGCGAAGAAUCGUUAAUUGAAACUGUAUUUCUGGAUUCACACGUAUUGACUCAUGAUGAUAUUAAGAAGCAAAGUGCUGAAAUCGUUGCAGCAAAUUUAGUAACUGAUGAAUUCAAUGUCGCUGCUACUGCGAAGAAAAAAAAGCUUCCAUUAAAAAAAUAAGUUUUGGAAAUAUACAGUGAAUAAUAAUUUAUUGGAAAAUUCAUAAUGA